Homalodisca vitripennis (glassy-winged sharpshooter) is the source of this 1545-nucleotide messenger RNA. RefSeq names its product actin, clone 403-like. NCBI's taxonomy places the organism in Eukaryota, Metazoa, Arthropoda, Insecta, Hemiptera, Cicadellidae. The transcript has 6 exons. Gene Ontology annotation, biological process: mitotic cytokinesis. The record is from RefSeq and is a predicted model, not a curated record. The coding region runs from base 109 to 1239 and encodes 376 amino acids.
GUUGGUAUAUAACAGCUGACUGGGGGAGCGGCCGCCAUUCCGUCCUAGUCAGCUGAGUGAUAGUGUUAGUGUCAGUGCCUUCUUUAUAUCAGUGACAUACAUAUCAAAAUGUGUGACGACGAUGUGGCAGCUCUGGUUGUGGACAAUGGGUCCGGAAUGUGCAAGGCAGGGUUUGCUGGCGAUGACGCCCCUCGAGCCGUCUUUCCCUCUAUUGUGGGCAGGCCCAGAUACCAGGGUAUCAUGGUAGGCAUGGGGCAGAAGGACAGUUAUGUGGGAGACGAGGCUCAGUCCAAACGAGGUAUCCUGACAGUCAAAUACCCCAUUGAACACGGAAUUGUGACUAACUGGGAUGACAUGGAGAAGAUCUGGCACCACACAUUCUACAACGAGUUAAGAGUUGCCCCCGAGGAACACCCUGUACUGCUCACAGAAGCUCCCCUCAACCCCAAGGCCAACAGGGAGAAAAUGACUCAGAUCAUGUUUGAGACAUUCAAUACCCCAGCAAUGUACGUUGCUAUCCAAGCUGUCCUCUCUCUAUAUGCCUCUGGUAGAACCACUGGUAUAGUGCUGGACUCUGGUGACGGAGUCUCUCAUACAGUUCCUAUUUACGAAGGUUAUGCUCUUCCCCACGCUAUCCUGCGUCUGGACUUGGCUGGCCGAGACCUCACCGACUACUUGAUGAAGAUCCUGACAGAGCGAGGCUACAGCUUCACCACUACAGCUGAGCGAGAAAUUGUCAGAGACAUCAAAGAGAAGCUUUGCUACGUUGCCCUGGACUUUGAGCAGGAGAUGGCUACUGCUGCCUCCUCUAGCUCGCUUGAGAAAUCCUAUGAGCUUCCUGAUGGCCAGGUUAUUACAAUCGGCAACGAGCGAUUCCGUUGUCCGGAGGCUAUGUUCCAGCCUUCCUUCCUCGGCAUGGAGUCCUGUGGAAUCCAUGAGACCACCUACAACUCCAUCAUGAAGUGCGAUGUGGACAUCAGGAAGGACUUGUACGCCAACUCUGUGCUCUCAGGAGGUACUACCAUGUACCCUGGCAUUGCUGACAGGAUGCAGAAGGAAAUCACAGCUUUGGCUCCUUCCACGAUGAAAAUCAAGAUCAUUGCUCCUCCAGAGAGGAAGUACUCCGUCUGGAUCGGAGGAUCCAUCCUGGCCUCCCUCUCCACCUUCCAGCAAAUGUGGAUCUCCAAGCAGGAGUACGACGAGUCAGGCCCAUCCAUCGUCCACAGGAAAUGCUUCUAGACGUCACCAAAACGGAACUUCUGUGUUUACCACGCUUUACCAUGUAUUUACGUGUACAUCUUUGCCCCUUUUGGGUUCGUUUACUUUUAUUUAUUGCGCAAACUCUUACAACUCCUAUGAACUUAUCGGUUCUUCUCUAAGACUUGUAGGAUAGUUUUGUUAUUUAUUCAUCUAUUUAUUAUAUUUAGUCUAUGAUUUGUACUUUAAGUCUUGUACAGUUCAGACGUUUUGCAUGAUAUACUGUUUAAACGUCUGUCUUACUCUAUGAAAUUAAAUAUUGUUGAAAUACAAAAAAAUGUUGAUUUA